CUAGCUACUUGCUCAUAUACUUGUGCAGGUUCCACCCCAUUUUUGAAAUGCCCGGAUCCCACUUGUUAGAGGCUAUGAUCCGAUCGACUCACGAAUUUUGAAAAUGCGAUGAUAAUUAUACUCAUGUUUUUCAGGCAUUGGGAGCAGCUCCUCACCGCCCCAGCCGCGAAGGAGAGUUACCAGCUGCUGAGAUCUUAAAACUGUUUUGAUAUCUGACAGGCUUAAGAGAGAAGAAAGGUGCCUGCCAAAUGUUUCGUGAAGCUUUGGAGUGAUUCUUAUCUUGCAUCGAAUGCCACCGCCACAAGCUCACACAACCACAAAAGAAGUCGUCUUGGCAUAUUGCAACUCCAUUUAUUUUCGUUUCUUGUUUCUGUUUCGAUUCUCAUCCUUUAUGGAUAAAAAAUCAUCAUACCAUUAGGUAUUCUCUUUCCAUGAUCUGCUUCAGCCAUUGCAAGAGGACCGGCCAAGCGAGCCCGUCACGGAGGUGAGCCGGGCAGCCAUGCGCGGCAUCAGGGAGAGCCUCAGCUCGGUGCAGGGCAGACUGCUGCGCCUGGAGGUGGUCGUACUCCUGAGCGCGCUCAUCCUCGCCGCCCUGGUGCUCUAUGGCUCCGCCAACCGCCGGAGCAGCGACAAGCUGCUCCGCGGCGUCAUGUGGAUGGCCUACUCGCUCUCCUACGUGGUGGUCUCCUACGCCGUGGGGAUCAUCCAGGACGGGCCCUUCCGCGGCGAGACGUUCGUGCUCUGGGCGGCCGCGCUGCUCCUCAUCCAGGCGAGCGCGUACGCGGCGCCCGUGCACAGCCGUCGCGACGUCGACCAGCGCAAGAAGCUGCUGCUGCAGCACGUCCUCCAGACGGGCCUCGUGCUCUGGCUCAUCGUCGACGCCACCGGCCGCAACACCAGCUACCGGGCGGCCAUCUGGGCGUUCUGGGCGCUCAACGUGCUCAAGACGGCCGCCAAGAUCGCCGAGAUGAUCCAGACCAGCCGCCCCGACCUAUCCGUCAAGGUGGUCGCCGAGUACAUGGACGUCGGGGAGGCUCUCGCCUCCGACCAGCGGCCUGACCCCGUCAGCAUGAAAGGGUACAGGUACAUCUUCCACGGCGAGGAGACCGUGCUGCCGGUCAGCCACGAUGGCGCCCGACCCUCCCGGGACGACAUGCUCGCUCAGAGAGCCAGCAAGUCGGUCGUCACGAUCGACCAAGUUUACAAGUGGAUCGAUCAACAGCCGUACAGCGAGGUUGAGAAGGACAGAGCGAGGGACUUCUGCCUCGCCUUCGCGCUGUUCAAGCUGCUGAAGCGGCGGUUCUACGGGUACGUGCCGGCGGAGGCCGGCUCGGAGAAGGCGCGCGACCUCGUCUUAACCGGGCUCAUCCACACGGGCGCCACUGGCCCCGACGCCGCCUUCCGGGUCGUCGAGGCGGAGCUCGCCUUCCUCUACGACUUCUUCUACACCAGGAACGUCGUGCUGGUGGGAGCCAGGACCUACAUCUGCAUAGCCGUCGCCGUGGCAGGCCUGACCAUGUGGACGGCGUUCUUUGGCACGCUUGGCCCCGGCUACCAUCGCCUCCUGAUCGGCGUGCGCAACCUCGACCGGUCCGUCACGGUGCUGAUCGUCGUGAUCACCGCGGGGCUCGAGGUGUUCCAGGCGGUGGCCGGCUUCUCCUCCAACUGGAGGUACAUUAAGACCCUGUACCGCUGCGUGCGCGACGACCGGCCAUGGUCUAGGCGGUGGCGGGGCCACCACCUCUGGUGGAAGGAGAGCAUCAAGCCGCCGGAGACCAAGUACUGGGAGGAGAAGGUCGGCCAGUACGUGCUCCUGAAGCGGUUCCACCACCAGCCGUGGAACCUGCUCUCGUGGCUGACGCUCUACCUGGUGGAGCCGCGGCGACAAGGCCAGAAGCGAGGCCGGAGGAAGCCGCUGCCGCCCGAGGUGAAGCGCGCCGUCCUCCUCUCGCUCAAGCUUAGUCAUUGCCAACUUACCAAUGGUGUCGCCACCCUGCGAAAGCACGGCCUGCUGCCACGACUGGAGUGGGCGUGCAGGUUUCCGAAGCUCACCGACCAGAUCCUGGUGUGGCACAUCGUGACCACUCGCUGCCACUGGGCUAGCGGCCGUCCUGGCCGCGCUGACGCUCUUGGCGAGCACCGGCUCAUCGCGACGAAGCUGUCAAACUACUGCGCCUACCUGGUGGCGUUCGUGCCGGAGAUGCUGCCGGACUCGAGCUACAACGCCGAGCAGAUCUUCGACACGGCGGUGCAGCAGGCGCGGGACCAUCUGGGCGGCUGCAGGACGGCGAGCAGCAUACUCGCCAGGCUACAGGAGAUGGAGCGGGCGUGUCUGGAGGACCUGGAAAGCGGCGGCGUGUACGAGCGAGCGGGCACCACCACCGUCAUCGAGCGCGCGGCGCUGCUCGGGGGGCAGCUCAGGGCUGCGGUGGGCGCCGACGCCCGGCGGUGGCAAGUUCUGGCCGAGUUCUGGACGGAGCUUGUGCUGUUCCUCGCGCCGUCGGACAACGUGGACAUCCACGGCGAGAUGCUCGGCGCCGGGGGCGAGUUCAUGACGCAGCUGUGGGCGCUGCUGGCUCACGCCGGCGUCCUGGAGCGACCGCCCGGUCACGCGUCGGCAACGACGGGGUGAAUACGGUUUGUUUCAGCUGUGAAAACUGAUUCUGUAUUGUGAAUUUUAAAUAGCUGAUUGUAAGAUUAGUUUUUGAUAUGAAUGAAGUAUAUAAUAUAUAUAAUACCCUGUUUUA
Messenger RNA from Phragmites australis (common reed), 2747 nucleotides. RefSeq lists its product as uncharacterized. The record is from RefSeq and is a predicted model, not a curated record. The transcript is spliced from 2 exons. NCBI's taxonomy places the organism in Eukaryota, Viridiplantae, Streptophyta, Magnoliopsida, Poales, Poaceae. Bases 500 to 2632 code for a protein of 710 amino acids.